Messenger RNA from Hibiscus syriacus, 3984 nucleotides. Its product is annotated as RRP12-like protein. The record is from RefSeq and is a predicted model, not a curated record. The transcript is spliced from 18 exons. Bases 169 to 3975 code for a protein of 1268 amino acids. Lineage: Eukaryota; Viridiplantae; Streptophyta; Magnoliopsida; Malvales; Malvaceae.
GUCCCCGCCGCCAAGUUCCCUUUAAACCCUAAACUUAACUUGAAGACUUUGCCUGAGGUUUUAUCAGUGACGGCAGUCGCCGAGACUGCGAAAUAGGGGCUGGCGACACCGCUUCGCCAUCAAUACUUCUGAAAAAGUCUCCUCUAUGCUGGGCACCGCCUUUUAGACAUGGAAGGCAUCGAAUUGGAAGGCUUCGACCAGUUUCCGGACUCACCAACCGGCGAUUUCUGCGAAUCGAUACUCCGUCACUUCUCGAAAUCCGAUCAAGAAGACAAUCAACGCCUCUGCGCCACCGUCGGCGCAAUGGCGCAAGAACUGAAGGAGCAAGGUUUGCCUCUCACACCGGUAGCCUACUUCGGCGCUACGUGUUCUUCCCUCGACCGUCUCUCCUCCGAACCGGAUUCUCCUCCUCACGUCGUUCAGUCUCUCACCACUAUCCUUUCUCUCCUUCUUCCCCGUAUCCCAGUCGCCGUUUUGAAAAAGAAAGGAGAUUUCGUUUCGAAAAUUGUCGUUACGGUCUUAAGAUUAGAUUCCGUUACGGAGGUUACGGUGACGUCAGGUUUGAAAUGCUUAGCUCAGUUAUUGAUUGCCGGAGAUAAGGUUAAUUGGUCUGAUAUAUCGCAAAAUUACAGUGUUGUAAUCGGAAACUUAACUGAUUCCCACUCCAAGGUGAGAAGGCAAUCGCACUUGUGUAUCCGUGAUAUUUUACAAAGCUUCCGAGGUAUGCCAGUUCUGCCACUGGCUAGUGAAGCUAUAUCUAACAUGUUUGAGAGGUUUCUUUUGCUCGCUGGUGGUUCAAAUGCGAAUUCGAGUGAAGGGGCAAAAGGAGCUCAGGAAGUUCUCUAUGUUUUAGAUGCUCUUAAGGACACCAUUCCUCUUAUGUCGAUGAAAUACAUGACAACAAUUCUCAAGUACUAUAAAACUUUAUUGGAAUUUCGGCAACCUCUUGUUACUAGGCGAGUAACAAAUAGUUUGAAUGCAGUUUGUACUUAUCCGAAUGUAGAGGUUUCAGCUGAAGCAUUGCUGGAUUCAUUAUCUUUGUUGGCUCUAUCUAUCUCUGCAAACGAAACUUCUCCAGUUAGCAUGACUUUUAACGCCCGUUUGUUGAGCUCCGGAAUGAUGAAAGUCUAUUCUCUUAAUCGACAACUUUGUGUGAUUAAACUUCCCGUUAUGUUCAGCGCACUCAAAGAUAUUAUUGGUUCAGAACACGAAGAAGCUAUUUUUUCUGCUACAGAGGCUUUCAAGACCCUGAUAAAUGGUUGCAUUGAUGAGGGUUUGAUCAAACAGGGAGUGGAUCAGAUAAUUAAUUCAAAAUCGGAUGAUAGAAAGUCAGGGCCGACUAUAAUUGAAAAAGUUUGUGCAAUUGUCGAGAGCUUACUUGAUUAUCAUUAUAGUGCAGUAUGGGACAUGUCAUUUCAGGUUGUUUCAACAAUGUUUGAUAAACUAGGCUAUUAUUCCUCAUAUUUUAUGAAGGGAACCCUUAAGAACUUGGCUGACAUGCAAAGCUUGCCAGAUAAGGAUUUUCCUUACAAAAAUCAGUUGCAUGAGUGUGUUGGAUGUGCUCUUGGUGCGAUGGGCCCUGAGACAUUUUUAGGAAUUUUGUCACUGAAUUUUGAGGCUAAUGACCUUUCAGAUGUUAAUGAUUGGCUAUUCCCAAUUCUGAAGCAGCAUAUUAUAGGUGCACAUUUGAGCUUCUUUAGUGAGACACUUUUGGGUCUGGUUGGAGAAAUGAAACAGAGGUCUCGGAAGCUUGAACUAGAAGGAAAAGUUCGCUCAUCAAGUAUUGCAGAUGGUUUUGUAUACAAAGUGUGGUCCUUGUUACCCUCCUUUUGUAAUUACCCUUUGGAUACUGCCAAAAGCUUCAAGGAACUUCUAAGUCCUAUAUGCAGUGCCCUUCAUGAUGAACAUGAUCUACGUGGAAAAAUAUGCUCUAGUUUGCAGAUUCUAAUUCAACAGAAUAAGAAAAUUAAGGAAGGAAAAGAUGAUUUGGAUGUUGCUGAGUUAAGUCCUGCCCAACUGCGAGCUGUGUCUCAUUAUACCCCAGAGAUUGCUAGGGAAAAUUUGAAAGUGCUUUCUGCACCUGCUCCACAGUUAUUGUCACUUUUGUCAGGGAUCUUCAUGGAAUCUACAGUAGAUGAGGGUGGUUCUUUGCAGUCCACAAUUGGGGAGUUUGCUUCCAUAGCACAUGAGAAUGUUGUCAGAACCUUAUUUAAAAAGACAAUGCAGAGGCUUUUGAAAGUCACACAAGAGGCUGGGAUGGCUGAGGCAUCAAAGAGUAAUAAUUCUAUGCAGGUUGAUGAGUCAUCAUCUAAAAGCUCAUUAUCUCUCCAAAGGGCGCGGUUAUUUGACCUGGCAGUUUCACUAUUGCCUGGUUUAGAUGAGCCAUCAUUAGACGUCUUAUUCAGUGCAAUAAAACCUGCAUUGCAGGAUGUGGAUGGCUUGAUUCAGAAAAAGGCUUACAAAGUUCUUUCAAUAAUUCUGAGGAACCAAAAUGGGUUUCUAUCUGCUAAACUGGAAGAUUUGCUUAAACUUAUGAUUGAGGUGCUGCCAUCACUCCACUUUUCUGCAAAACGUCACAGGCUCGACUGUUUGCAUCAUCUGAUAACAUAUGCCUCAAAGGAGGAUUUAAACCUGAGGAGACACGAGAUUCUUAGUUCUUUCCUGACUGAAAUAAUCCUUGCUUUGAAAGAGGCUAAUAAGAGAACUAGAAAUAGAGCUUAUGAGGUCCUUGUCCAAAUUGGCCAUGAAUAUGGAGAUCAAGAUGACAGUGGACAGAGGGAACAGCUGUUUAAUAUGGUUGCUACAGGUUUGGCUGGAAAAACUCCUCAUAUGAUUAGUGCUGCUGUGAAAGGCUUGGCCCGGUUGGCUUAUGAGUUCUCGGAUCUUGUUUCUUCUGCUUACAAGUUGCUUCCUUCCACAUUUCUUCUCCUUCAAAGAAAGAACAGAGAAAUUAUUAAAGCUAAUUUGGGUUUAUUGAAAGUGUUGGUGGCCAAAUCAAAAGCUGAAGGCUUGGAAGCACACCUGGCCAGCUUGGUGGAAGGUUUGUUGAAGUGGCAAGAUGAUACCAAAAAUCAUUUUAAAGCGAAGGUAAAGCUUCUUCUGGAAAUGCUCGUCAGGAAAUGUGGUAUCGAUGCUGUAAAGGCUGUGAUGCCUGAAGAACACAUGAAGCUCCUUACUAACAUACGAAAGAUCAACGAGAGGAAAGAGAAGAAACAGGCUGCGGGUUCUGUGGAAAGUAAAUCUCAUCUGUCGAAGGCAACUACGUCCAGGCUUAGCAGAUGGAAUCAUACAAAAAUAUUCUCUGAUUUUGAUGAUGGUGAUAGUGGCGUGGAAAUGGCUUCUGACCAAAAGAGCAGAGCCUCGUCGAAAUUGAAAUCAAAAGCAGCUUCACUGCGGUCCAAGAAAACGCGGAGAGCGGAUAAGAGCUUGCCCGAGGACUUGUUUGACCAGUUAGAAGACGAGCCACUGGACUUGCUUGAUCGGCAUAAAACAAGAUCUGCUCUUCAAUCAUCUUCAAACCUCAAGCGGAAGCAAGAUUCUGAUGAUGAACCGGAGUUCAACCCUGAUGGGCGCUUGAUAAUUCACGAGGGAAAGAAACCAAAGAAGGCCACAGCAUCUGAUGCUGAUUCAGAUAAGAGAAGUGAAGCACAAAGUCAUUUCUCGGUUGGCGCUUCAAGGAACAACAACCAGAAGCGAAGGAAAACAUCAGAGUCGGGAUGGGCGUACACCGGAAGUGAGUAUGGUAGCAAGAAGGCCGAUGGGGAUGUAAAGAGGAAGGAUAAGCUCGAACCGUACGCAUACUGGCCUCUCGAUCGCAAGAUGAUGAGCCGUAGGCCAGAACAUCGGGCGACUGCGAGGAAAGGCCUGUCAAGUGUGGUGAAAUUGACAAAGAAGCUUGAAGGUAAGAGUGCCUCAGCUGCACUUUCUGCUAAAUUCAUGAAGUUUAAAAAGAAAAGUGGCAAGAAGAAAAGGUGAAAAUAACAU